Molecule: messenger RNA, 2675 nt
Organism: Ostrea edulis (European flat oyster)
Lineage: Eukaryota; Metazoa; Mollusca; Bivalvia; Ostreida; Ostreidae
Exons: 2
Coding region: 328-2586 (752 amino acids)
Molecular function (GO): protein binding
Source: RefSeq, a predicted model, not a curated record
AAAAAAAAAAAAUCCUCUUUUAUUUCUUCUCUGCGGGACACACACUUUUAAUAUUGGACAUUUAAAUUUUUUACACCGACAAUGUGCCGUUUCGUGGAUUGAUUUUGAUAUUCAUUAAGAUAAUCCUGGGCAUUUAAAUGUAAUUCUUCUGUUGUAUCGAUCUGGGGAAACUCGUGUACAUUAUUUAUCAUGCUUUGCCGCCAUCUUUGUUUACAUUCCGUAACCAACCACCCUCGUGAAACAGAAUUUAGCGGACUGGUUAUAUACGGGGAAUCAAAAUGAAUUUAUGAAUAUUCUUAUCUGAUUUUCAUAAGGUAUUCCCGUAAAAUGGCGGAAAGUCAUGUGCUGGAGGAUUUCCUCACCGGAAAUGACGUACCCAGUAAUCUCCCAUACCUGCAUCUUUCUUUCUUUGCCCACUGCUUUAUUCCACGCCGCUACGUCGAAACUAUGAAUCCGACCAAGACUCCAACAGUCGUGGGUAGCUUUAGCGAGGGUCUUCGACUUCCAUCUUUCGUUGUGCUGAAACCGGACGGAACAUUCGCAAAGAAACAUUUGGUCAAAGAACCGACUGUAGUUUUCCUUCACGUCAAGGAAGUCCAGAUAUCACUUCCUUCUGUCACUGAUGCAGACACCUGCCAUUACAUUAUUUGUAAUGAAAACGUCCAUGCUGGAUAUUGCCGAUUAAAAGUUCUUCAAAAUGGAAGCAAUGAAAACGAGGCAGAUUUGUCCGUGACAAAGAAAGGGGUCAUAUACUUAGGCAGCAGCUUAUCAAGGAAGAAAUUCCAGACAAAACUUUCUUCAAAUAAAAAGGCAAUAGAUUCCAUGAUGGAUACACUUUUAAAUAAUGGUACCGGGAAUGGCCUCGACAUGAAAUUUUCAGAUUUAUUUACUGGAAUACCUGAGAAUUCCCUUGACCUCAGACGUCCGUUUACCUCUUUAGGACUGCGUGGGGUAUUAAUGAGUGCGAGGCAAGAAAGGUAUAAACAAAACGAAUCUCAGCAAUCACCGGAACAGACAGGUCUUAUAUCGGAAGUGGAACCAUCAGAAGUCUCGCAUGAACUCGCACUUCCUUAUCCUGGAUGGCCGUCACAAGCAGAUGAAUGGAGAUCGAGAAAACGUCUGCAAAACUGGCCUUCCGAGAGUACCAUUGAGAAAGUAGUGCAGUCGGGCUGCCAUAUUGUGCCCACGUCUCACUGCAAAAGUUCCCAGUCCGACAUUGAGUGGAGGGUAUCCUUUGCUCUUGCUGAGAAGACAUUGGUAAUUGAAGAACUUGCCGACUCCCAGAGACAAUGUUUUCUGUUGUUUGAUAUGCUCUGUGUUCAUGUGAUAUCGGAGGGAAUAAUAACACAGCAACACAUACGCUCUACAUUCUUUUACGCAUGCGAGAAUCUGAGUCCUACUCUCUGGCAUAAGAACCCCGCUUAUUGUAUUCUCUACCUCAUGGAUCAACUUAUUGAUGCAGUGAAGCAAAAAUUUCUCCCCGACUAUUUUAUAAAGAAAAACAACCUUUUAGAUCAUUUAUCUGAUGUUCAGUCCUCCCAGUUAGAGAGAAGAUUUACCACAAUCCGUCGAAGACCCUUGGAAGAACUAUUUUCUCUGUCGGAAAACUACACAAUAUUGGACAUCUUUCCUUACAAUACUGACGUGAAAAAGAUAUUUGCUCAAGUUCUGGCCGACGCGAAAGGAUAUAAAUCUCCCAAUCAAGCACAGAAGUCAGUAGAGAGUUUCAUGGUGGUCUGCAACGGAUUGUGCAAUGGAUUUUAUAACGAAUAUGGGUUUGAUCAUUGUGCUGCCAUUUUUGAAGAUGUCAUAGACAAUUUCGUGGUCCCAAUUUACGGUAAGGCCGAGGCUGAUCGACAGAGAGAGUAUGUCCCCCACCUUUUGAACGAAAAAAACAUAGAGUUCAGUAAUGUUCUGCAGGUUGAAGAAAUCUGGAAACCCAUCACGUUUUGUCGAUUUCUGAUCACCAGAUAUGUGGACGGCAAGAAAGGGGCGGGGCUCUAUGAACACCUGGCUUGCUUAUAUCACGCAGCAUCGUGUGUAUUUAAGGCCAACAAACGUGAUUUGUUACAAAAAGCCGACACGAUGUUUCAGGAGGCAAUGGAAAGGGAAGGUGAAGGUCACGGCGCAGGCUUAUUCGUCGAAUAUGGUCACUUCCUAUGUGCUUGUGAGAAAUAUACUGAUGCCGUUAAAAUUUUAAGACAGGCUGUUGAAUCGGAAAAAGAAAAUCCUACUAGCGUGAAUUACUACGGAAAGAUGGAAUCCAUGACAAUGGACGAAAAGAUACAGAAGGAAAUUAGCAUGACCGGAAGUUUAGAACUCUUGUCCAUCAUAUACGCAUAUUAUUUGUUAAUCGAAUGUUUUAUCCAAACCAAAAAAGAAGGGAAUUUGACCACCACCGUGCAAGACAUGGAGCAGACAUGUGAUCGAGUCAAAGAUCCGAGGGCGUAUUCCCUCCUCGGUUAUAGCCUUCUGAAGACCAAAGAGAAAGAAAAAGCGCUGGGGGCAUUUAAAUGCGCUUUAGAUCUUGAUCCCAAAUACAAACUAGCGAAAGAAAACAUUGCAAAAAAUAAGAAGAAAAAGUAAUUCUUUUGUAGAUGCCCAGAAACCCUCCAAUCAAUGUAAAUGUACAUGAAUUAUUUAAAAAAUAAAUAAAUUGACACGCAUACAAAAUA